Molecule: messenger RNA, 2031 nt
Organism: Zygosaccharomyces rouxii
Lineage: Eukaryota; Fungi; Ascomycota; Saccharomycetes; Saccharomycetales; Saccharomycetaceae
Gene: RNH70
Product: Rnh70p
Exons: 1
Coding region: 1-2031 (676 amino acids)
Cellular component (GO): nucleus
Molecular function (GO): exonuclease activity; nucleic acid binding
Source: RefSeq, a predicted model, not a curated record
AUGGAUGAAAAUUACCACGAUGUAGCGAUAGAUGAAGAUGCAUCGCCAGCCAAGAAAUUUGGCACUGAAAAACAAAAGACAGCUUCUGACACUGCUCCAAAUUUUUCUGAUAGAGUUGCUAGAUUAAGCAUUAGCGAAGACGCCAAUACUUCACGAGAUAUCAUCAAUGGAUUGAAGCAUUCUAAGAUGACAGAGGAGAAUCGUGCUGAUAAAAGAAGAAGAAGAUCAAGUGCGCAAUCACUCAACGGUCCAGAGAGGAGUGCUACGGUUGAGGGCAAUGGUGGUUCCAAACAGGAUGUAUCUGAAGAAAAACGUGAAAAUAACAAAGUUAUAAAGAAGGCUAAGAAAGAACCAAAGAAAGAGGUAAAGAAGGAGGUUCAAAGGGAAGCUGUUAUAGAUGAUGCUGAUAUGGGGUCUCAAAAAACCAGUAGAAAGAAGAAGAAGAAAGCAAGGAAUGCACAUGGUAUUAUCUCAGUAGAAAAGCUAGGUGCUAGAACUUCCUCCGUAAGUGAUUUGAGGGAACCAAUGAUUAGUUGUCUCUAUGGUAAAACAUUAGAUGCUUCCAAUUUGAAAAUCAAAAACAUGUCAUCAGUCAAAAAGGUGAUAACGGUAUUUGUACCUGGCUUACAACCGGAAGACUUAGGUCUACCCUCUGGCACCAGCUUCAAGGAUGCUGGUCCCUUUGAAGUAAAAAAUUCCAAAUUGUUUACCAAAGUGCCUCUUGAGCAAAAUGUAGAAGCUUUCCCCAUAAGUGCACCUGGCUCUAAGAAUUCCUUAUACCCAGCUUAUAACCAUUUCAUCAACCGAACCUUGUCAAAAAAUGAAAGAAAAACUCGUCAUCAGGAACUUUCCAGCCAAAAGAUCACCAUCAAUCAUCUUCUAAUGUCACUUAAUGAUCUGGUAGAGCAUGAUUAUCCUAUUCAUCCUCACCUGCUAGAUGAAUCUGCCCGUCAACUUAACACGAAUGCGGAAACCUAUGUUGACACCCAAAGAUUUGAUCACGACGGUUCUCACAUCUUCGCACUGGAUUGUGAGAUGUGUCUGUCUGCAAAGGGUUCCGUCCUCACCAGAGUAAGCAUUGUAGGUUUCGAUGGUAAUGUUGUGUAUGACCAGUUGGUUAAACCAGAUACGCCGAUUACAGAUUAUUUGACAAAGUACAGUGGUAUAACAGAGGAAAAAUUGGCAAACGUUACCACUACGUUGCAAGAUGUACAGCGUGAUAUUCUCAACAUGGUUAGUGAAGAUGAUGUUUUAAUUGGACACUCUUUAGAGAACGACUUGAAUGCUCUCAAGAUACGACACCCAAAGAUCGUGGAUACAUCUGUUAUUUACGACCACAGAGCUGGACCUCCAUUUAGACCAGCCCUACGACAUUUAGCUUCCACCCAUUUGAACUACAACAUCCAGACCGGGGAGAAAAUAGGUCAUAACCCAAUAGAGGACGCUAAAGCAUGCAUGGAUUUAGUUAAAUUGAAAAUCGUUAGUGGAUUGACAUUUGGAGUUUCUGUUACAACAGAAAACAUCUUCCAAAAGUUGUCCGCUGCUGGAAUCAAAUGUCUAAAGUUAGACGAUAAUGCAUUCAAAAGGAGGAACGCAGAGGCUGUCAAUGCUGUAUCACCGAAUUAUGAUGGCCAAGUUUUUGAAAGUCUAAUAGAUAAUAUCGAUGACAACCAGUUUUUAGUCGCACGUUUGAAAGAAUUGGCACAAUCGAGAGGAUAUGCCUACAAUGUCUCGAUGAGAUCUGACAAAGAAAAGGGAGAAGUGCCUUCUGAAACGCAAUCCCUGGAUGUGUUAUCCCGUGGAUUGGCUAAUUUGUAUGAGAAAUCUCCCAAUGGUACUAUGAUAGCGGUAUUUUCGGGCAAUGGUGACACCAGACCGUAUUCCAAAAUAAUGGCCGAAUUGGAAACUAUAGAUAGAGAUCAAAGAACUAAAGCAAGACAAGAGAGAUCUGGAGAAUUGGAGAAAGCGGUCUCGAGGGCAAGAGAUGGUGUUGCCGUCAUUUUCUUCAAACAAGAAACGCUUGACGAGUAG